Messenger RNA from Oncorhynchus keta (chum salmon), 2596 nucleotides. RefSeq names its product GTP binding elongation factor GUF1 (gene guf1). The coding region runs from base 528 to 2363 and encodes 611 amino acids. Gene Ontology annotation, biological process: positive regulation of translation. The transcript is spliced from 16 exons. Gene Ontology annotation, cellular component: mitochondrion. Gene Ontology annotation, molecular function: mitochondrial ribosome binding; GTPase activity; GTP binding. NCBI's taxonomy places the organism in Eukaryota, Metazoa, Chordata, Actinopteri, Salmoniformes, Salmonidae. The record is from RefSeq and is a predicted model, not a curated record.
UCUUAUUUUCUACUCUGACCCUGGCAACCUCAACCUGUCUCUCUCGCACCGGACACUUCUGAUUCCCAACAACAUGGACACCCCCACAAUUGACACAGUUCUUUCCAGCGAUACUAUGCAUUACUUUGUCCCAUGCCCUCCUGCACACUUAUCACAUCUCAGAAUCUCCCUCCUACACACUGCUGCAACAUGUCCAUAAACUUGGCAUCUAAAACACCUUAGUGGGUUUGGCACAAAAGCUCUCACAGGAUAACUGACAUAUCCUAACAUGACUUUGUCAAGUAAAGACUCUUCAAAACUCCUAAGGACAGACCGUGUCUUCUCAGUUUCACCAUGCUCGCCACCGCAUCGCGCCAAACGGCAAGCAUCACAGAAAAGAGUAAAGGUCCACUUUGAAAUCCAUUUAACAGUACCCAAAUUAUUAUCUACCUCGCCUGAGACUACAUAUGUGUCAGCCAAAAGGCAGGGAUCCACUUUCUCCAAAAAUGUAACUCCUGCUGGGCCAGAAUUAUCCUGUUCAUGACCAUAUGGGCGAGGCUCAGACUCAAUUCUUCACCACACCUGCCACCGCAGGUAAUUCAUCCUCACUCUCGCCAGGUUCAAUUUCCGAGCCAUCAGAGACAGCAGACUACGGUGCCAUAGCCACGACAGAUAAGAACAAACAGGUGUUGGACAAGCUGCAGGUGGAGCGAGAGCGAGGGAUAACUGUGAAGGCCCAGACAGCCUCCUUGUUCUACAAGUACCAGGGACAGACUUACCUGCUCAACCUCAUUGAUACACCAGGUCAUGUUGACUUCAGUUAUGAAGUGUCUAGAUCCAUCUCAGCGUGUCAAGGUGUACUGUUGAUUGUUGAUGCCAAUCAGGGGAUUCAAGCACAGACUGUGGCUAACUUCUACUUGGCAUUCGAAGCUCAGCUGACCAUCAUUCCUGUCAUCAACAAGAUUGAUUUGAAAAAUGCUGAUCCAGAGAGGGUAGAAAAACAGAUUGAGAAGGUGUUUGAUAUUCCAACUGAAGAAUGUAUUAGGAUUUCUGCCAAACUGGGAACCAAUGUAGAACAAGUCCUCCAAGAGGUGGUGAAACGGUUACCACCACCAACCUUUAAAAAAGAGGACCCGUUCAAAGCCCUGGUGUUUGACUCCAACUUCGAUCACUACAGAGGGGUGGUGGCGAACAUCGCUCUGUUCGGAGGCUAUUUGUCUAAAGGAGACAGGAUCAUAUCUGCGUACCUGGGGAAAAGCUACGAGGUCAACGAGCUAGGCCUCCUCAGGCCAGAUGAGCACCCCACAGACAGAUUGUACGCAGGCCAGGUGGGCUAUGUUAUAGCAGGUAUGAAGGAAGUGAAGGAGGCCCAGAUCGGUGACACCCUCUACCAUCAGAAACAUCUGGUAGAAGCUUUGCCAGGGUUCAAGCCAGCCAAGGCCAUGGUGUUUGCCGGGAUGUACCCUAUGGACCAGUCAGACUACAGCGCCCUCCGCAGUGCUGUGGAGAAACUGACGCUCAACGACUCCAGUGUGACGGUCCAGAGAGACAGCAGUUUGGCACUGGGAGCAGGCUGGAGACUAGGCUUCCUGGGCCUGCUCCACAUGGAGGUGUUUAACCAGCGCUUGGAACAGGAGUACAACGCCUCUGUCAUAGUGACAGCCCCCACUGUGCCCUACAAGGCUAUCCUGUCCUCCGCCAAGCUCAUUAAGGAGCAUGGGAAGGAGGAGAUCACCAUAGUGAACCCAGCCCAGUUCCCAGACAGGUCCGUAGUGAAAGAGUACCUGGAGCCCAUGGUGAUGGGGACCAUCAUCACCCCUGAUGACUACAUUGGGAAAAUCAUGAGUAUCUGCUUGAAUCGCCGAGCCGUCCAGAAGAACAUGGUGUACAUUGACGACCACCGAGUGAUGAUGAAAUAUCUCUUCCCUCUGAAUGAAAUUGUCGUGGACUUCUAUGACCUCCUCAAAUCCAUGUCUUCAGGAUAUGCCAGCUUUGACUAUGAGGAUGCAGGGUACCAGGCUGCUCAUGUGAUCAAGAUGGAUAUUCUGCUGAACGGGAAACCUGUGGAGGAACUCACCACUAUUGUUCACAAAGACCGGGCAUACAGUGCAGGCAAAGCCAUGUGCGAGCGCCUGCAAGACGCCAUACCCAGACAGAUGUUUGAAAUCGCAGUACAAGCAGCCAUCGGCAGCAAAGUCAUCGCCAGGGAGACAAUAAAGGCUUACAAGAAAAAUGUGCUCGCAAAAUGUUACGGAGGUGAUAUAACAAGAAAGAUGAAGCUCCUGAAGAAACAAGCGGAGGGUAAAAAGAAGAUGCGGUAUAUUGGAACCGUGCAAGUCCCCAAGGAUGCCUUCAUCAAUGUUCUGAAGAGGAAAGACAAGUAGAAUAUCAGUAUCCUUAGUUAUUGAAGGUAUUUUUUGUUCAACAAAUUAACAAACAAUAUUGUUAACAAAAUAACUUCAAUGUCCCAUACAUAGACGUCAAAUUUUAACAUUGUUUAUUCUUAUAAUGUAGAUCCCGUUGCCUAUGAAAACAUGUAACGAUUACUCAGUGAAAUACUGUAAGUGCAAGGUGCAAAUACAUCAAUGAUGUAAAUAAUAAAACAAGAUCAAAUGUU